CAAUCUUACCAAUGACGAGAAAGCUUUCAUAUUGCAAUAUCUCGACAUUAACCUGAACUCCAUAAUUCUCCUCGCGCUAUUGCACGGUGGGCAAUGACAUUUAGUGCCUUGACAAGUACGUGUUGACUGAUGGCAGGCAUAUACACCGGCAUUCUUGCUGUUGCAUUGUGGAAUAUAUUCAUCAACAAAUGCUGGCCGAUCCAACGAGCCUUGCCAGUUGUCGUUAUUGUCCUCCUUCAUGCUCUGAUUACUAUCAAUUUCGCUGCCCAAUGGUCAUUUCUAUGCUCCGUAUUCAUCCAAAACGGACAGAGUUUUUGGACCGUAUUUUCGAAGCUUAACAGCGUGAACCAAGCAUUCUUUUGGGAGUCAGGUAUUCCAUCCUCUAUGAGUACCAUUCUCGCAGACUUAUAUAUCAUUUGGUGCUGUUGGAUGGUCUGGGGGCGCCGCUGGCUUAUUGUUCUGCUUCCAAUCCUUUCUUUAAUUUCCGCAACUGUGUUCAAAAUCAUCGAAAUAUACCUUGAGUACUUCAAUGCAUCGUACGAAGUAUUCCCUAUACUCUAUGCAUCCUUCGUCCUGGCAACAACAUUAUGGUGCACGCUGUUCAUCAUUUUUCGCAUUUUGACUGUGACCGGAGUUAGAUGCGGAGCAGGCGACCGGCUGAGAGUUUAUCGCCAUUUUAUUGGAGUGCUAGUGGAAUCCUCCGCUCUCUAUUCGAUAGCUCUGGUCGUAUUCUUGACUUUCGUCAUUCGCAAGGAUUUUAGAUCGUUUUACCCUGACGUAAUAGCUGGCAUUGUGAAGGGAGUUGCACCCACGCUCCUUGUUGGCAGAGCAGCGGCAGGACACACACAGCCAACCGAACAACAUGAUGAAAGUGCGCCGGUGUCGACCCUUCGUUUCCAAUUAGCUUCUCAAUCUUCUCAACCUUCGCAACCUUCCACUUCAAGCUUCCAGGAAUUCACUGCACAGAGCGCAGUCCUUGAAAUAGACAUUGAGGCUCAACGGGAGCGGUCAGAUGAGCUCGUGGUAGUCAUUGAAAGGACGCCAUAAAGCUCAUGACGAGCAACUGAAAGUCGGGGUGAGACUUUGGGCUUGAUUUAGACUGUCAUUUUUUGUUCAUGCUAUCGUUUUUGAUUAUCGUACUCCCUACUUUAUUUUUCGAUCAACUAUAGAGUAUCUAAACCUCUGUAAGUUCUCCUUCCCUUCGGAUCUUUAUGUUUUGCACAACACUCCAGAAAGUACGUCGUCACAAUCAUCAACGAGGACAUCGAGGCUCGUCUGAAGAUAACGAAUACACGAAUCAAAGAAAAUUGGCGCUGAAAA
Desarmillaria tabescens is the source of this 1320-nucleotide messenger RNA. RefSeq lists its product as uncharacterized. The coding region runs from base 130 to 1047 and encodes 305 amino acids. The transcript is spliced from 5 exons. Lineage: Eukaryota; Fungi; Basidiomycota; Agaricomycetes; Agaricales; Physalacriaceae. The record is from RefSeq and is a predicted model, not a curated record.